AAUCCCAGGCACCCGAUUGGUUAAGAAGAUGUCGCUCCUGAGAUAUCCCACGCUGGUUAGUCGGGGCUGCUGAAGCGAGGCGGGGAUUGUCUGAAGCGCCGGCUCACUGUGACCCGGAGCGGGUGUGCGUGCCCGAAGUGUACCCGCCACCGGGAGGAUGUUGAGCCGCUUGAUGAGCGGAAGCAGCCGCAGUUUGGAGCAGCAGUGUGUGUGCACCGUGAGGCUGCUGGACGACUCGGAGUAUACGUGCAACGUGCAGAAAGAUGCUAAAGGUCAGCAACUGUUUGAUUUCCUGUGCCACCAUCUGAAUUUGCUGGAGAAAGAUUACUUCGGAAUUCGCUACGUGGAUCCAGAGAAGCAACGGCACUGGCUGGAAUUUACAAAAGGAAUCGUUAAGCAAAUGAGAGCUCGGCCCCCAUAUGUACUGUGCUUCAGGGUAAAGUUUUAUCCCCCAGAUCCAGCAGCUCUAAAAGAAGAAAUCACUCGGUACAUGGUUUUUCUGCAAGUGAAGAGGGAUCUGUACCAUGGGCGAUUAUUGUGUAAAACCUCUGAUGCUGCCUUGCUUGCCGCCUAUAUACUACAGGCUGAGAUUGGGGAUUAUGACCCUGGGAAACACCCAGAAGGGUACAGCUCCAAGUUCCAAUUCCUCCCUAAACACUCAGAGAAGCUGGAGCGCCGGAUCGCGGAGAUUCACCGGAAUGAACUGAGUGGGCUGACCCCUGCAGCAUCUGAGCUGUGUUUUCUGAGGAAAGCUCAGACACUGGAGACAUACGGAGUUGAUCCCCAUCCAUGUAAGGAUGUCUCGGGGAAUUCAGCAUUUCUUGCAUUUACUCCAUUUGGAUUUAUAGUGUUGCAGGGAAAUAAAAGAGUCCAUUUUAUAAAAUGGAGUGAUGCCGCAAAAAUGAAAUUCGAAGGGAAAACUUUUCAUGUUUAUGUCAGAGAGAAGGAGGAAAAGCGCUUGUUGCUCACAUAUGUGGCUCCAAAUCCAGAGGCAUGCAAACACCUGUGGAAAUGUGGGGUGGAAAAUCAGUCAUUCUACAAACUAGAAAACUCCAACCAAGUUCGCACAGUUUCCAGCAGUAACUUAUUCUUUAAAGGCAGCCGAUUUCGAUAUAGUGGUAAAGUUGCUAAGGAAGUUAUGGAAUCAAGUGCCAAGAUCAAGAGAGAUCCACCUGAAAUCCACAGGGCAGGGAUGGUGGCAAGCCGCAGUUGUCCUUCAAUCAGUCACGGGCUACGGUUGAGCAGUGUGCCGCGCACACGAAGGAGAGCAGUACAUAUAUCCAUUAUGGAAGGUCUGGAGUCUCUCCGUGACAGUACUCAUUCUACUCCUAUUUGCUCCUCUGAUCACUUGGAUGCUUUGUCACCUCAUGCUUCACAAGAGACAGUGAUCAGCGAUGAAGCUUACACCCCAAGCUGCAGCAUCCUCCCCACUCCUGUGAGUGAGCCUAGCCUGGAGCUGACAGUUGGGCAGCAGGUGAAUGGUACAUCAUGCAGCCCACAGAAUGAAGAUAGCGAUGUGGCUUCAACCCCCGUCUCUGAUGCAGAAGUUCCUGCUCGAGCACUACCUGGCCCUGAGGUAGCCAGCCCCAUUGAAAGUGAGCCAGAGCAGGCCAAUAAGUUCCUGCAAAGUGUUUUUCGACUGCUGGCAGUUACAUUAUUUCUACUGUUGGCGCUGCUAUUGCUGCUUGUUAUAUUGGCAGAAUCUGAGCUGGAGCUGGCGUUCUUACGGGACAUUCGUCUUACGCCGGAAUUUCAGCAGUUUCAUUAUCAGUACUUCUGUCCCUUACGCCGAUGGAUAUCUUGCAAACUGCACCCUUUCAUGCGACUUGUUGGCUCCUGAGGCUGUAAGAAAAAUGCGACGAGCCCUCUGUGAUCUAGAGGUGUGCUGUCUUCCAGUCUCUUCCCUUUCUCACCCUCUCUUGGUUGGAUGCAAGAAUAAUAAUGCUGUGCUGGGCUCAUAUGUGUAGUGGCUACUUAGGAAUUCAAACUGCGACGAGGGCUAAAUUAUGCCCCAAAUACAGUGGUUUCCAAACCCCUCCCAACAGUGCAUGAUAUUGGGAUAUUCAUACGGUAUUACCAGCAUUGCUCAUUCACCUUGGAGACUAUGCUAAGGAAAAUCACUGCAGGUGGCACCUCAUUUAUUUGAAACCAACUGAACACCCAUAAAAUGCAGGUGUUUGAGAUGCACAUGGUGGUGUAUUGAGUGUAGCACACUGCAUCCAUCUGACUGGAUUAGCAAUCCGCUGGCCAGCAAGAGACUUUAUAAACAGUCCAAUGAUGGGAUGCAUCCCUAGCUAAGGAGGAGUUUGGAAACCACACUCCUGAAACAGUAUAAUAUGUGCAUGAGGGAUCCCAUCUGGGUUCAUUUGAAGCUGUGCAGUUUCAUACAUAUUCACUUGUUUUGUGCCGGUUCAGCUCCAGGGAAUAUCUGUUUAGGCUUUGGUUAUUACAGUGCAGGUUCCGAUCAGAAAGGCAAUUGGUACAGAAUGCAUUCAGUCAGAAAUACUGAGGCUCGCUGGAACGCCUGGAAUGGGUGGGAUGUAAAUAACUAGGACCACAAAUUCCCACAUAACAUUAUUAUAGGGUUCAGCAACACCAAGGAUGACAUUUUGAGGCAGCAGAAGCCAAUAAACAGUUUCCCCAAUUCUCCUGGGGGAUUAGUCCAGUAAAAGGGGGACUAAAACUUUUAGUAUGUGAUAGAAUGCCAAAUUGUAAGCAACUUCUCAAUUGGCCUUUUUUUCCCUUUUCUAUAGUU
Molecule: messenger RNA, 2755 nt
Organism: Xenopus laevis (African clawed frog)
Lineage: Eukaryota; Metazoa; Chordata; Amphibia; Anura; Pipidae
Gene: frmd5.S
Product: FERM domain containing 5 S homeolog
Exons: 14
Coding region: 158-1840 (560 amino acids)
Biological process (GO): actomyosin structure organization
Cellular component (GO): adherens junction; cytoskeleton
Molecular function (GO): cytoskeletal protein binding
Source: RefSeq, a predicted model, not a curated record